AUGGCGUACAAAGUCGUGAACUAGAUUUUGGAACAAAAUAGUUUUCGUUUUUUUUCUUUUUAUUUGCAGCAUUUCCGUGCAGUUUUUUUUUUGUUUGCUUACCAAUAUUUUAUAGUUUUCAUUUCAUGUGACUGCUUGCAAUAAAAAGUGAACAAAAAAACUAAAUUUGAAAUUAUGUAGUGGUCUGAAUAGUGCGUAAUUCAUAAACGCAGCUAUGGAUCUAGUAUUUUAAGCGUCGGAAGAAAUUCGUUAACGAAACAAAAGUAAAAAAAGUUUAGACUAAUUUCAAAUAGUGCCGAAUACGAAACGAUAUUUCGGAAUUUAAAUACAACUGUUUUUUUUUUUAUAAAAAGUUGUAGCGUCGGUGAAAGGAACGAUAUUGUACGUAGUGAAUAUGGAGUGUGCUGAAAUGUCAAUAAAUGUUACUGCCAUUGGUCGGGGCAUGGACGUGCAUAAAAAGGCUUUGUUUGUCGAGCAUAGUGAUGUAGACAGUGGUAUAGAAUUGUCCAUGUCACAAAGCAAUGCAACAGCAAGCACAUCCGGAUUGAGUAGCUCAGCCAAAUUUUCGUCAACAUCAUUUAAAAGAUCUAUCGAUUUAGAAACAAUUUCCGAAAAUAUUGAACCAAAUGAAAAUUUACAAGAAACACCAACAACACGAAGCAUUCGAUAUCUUAAUGCAUUCCAUAUAAAUACACCACAGAAUGCACGCAAUCAAAUUGAAACCACACCGACAAAAGCAAACAUUUUCUAUAAUCCGUAUGAUAGUAGUUCAAGAAAUAGUGGUAAAAAGAAUCGUAGCCAGAAUAAUAUUCGAUGGUCACAUAAUCGAUCAUCACCGAGAAUUCGAUCAGCAUCCGGACGAAAAUCAUUGUCGAGACAAACAACAUUCGAAUCGUUUGAUGAAAAUUUUGAAAAUAUAUUUAAUGAUGAUGGCGAAAAUCCAUGCGAUCAAAGUAUUGGUGUUAGUCCAAUUAAACCAUUUAAUAAUAGUACGAUGGUUACGAAGCAAAUGGAAAAGGUACCAGAAUUACAACGUCAUCCAUCGGGCAUUGAAUCGAGUACACCAAAGAAUCUUUUUCGACGAACUCAUACUCAGACCAUCGUUAAGCCGAAAAUAAAUCAUGCCGAUGAUGUGAUUCGUAAUGCAGUGCGUAAGACACAAAGUUUUAGUCCGGCAAAACGUUUCCCGUUGAGUAGACGCAAUUUUCAAAAUUCAUUUGAGCCCGAAGAUGAAGAAUGCUUCGAAACAGAAAACCUAGAUGAUAAUCCAGCACGAAAACUUUUGAACUUUACACCACAAAAGUUUAAUCAACUUUUUAAUCAAGCCACAACACAACCAAUGGCAGUCACAACAACAAAAACCUCUAUCACCAAUGACAACGUAAUGGAGAGUGGAACAAUAAAAUAUUUGCCACCAAAACGUCAACACGCUUACAAAAGUUCCCGAUUGGUAAGAGAAUUUUCGCGAAAGAAAUCAAUAAAACACAUUGGAUCGGCGUCAAACAAAGCUGUGAGAAAUUUAAACGAUAGUGAUUUGUCAAUGUCAUUUGGCGAGGAUAAUGCGAUGAAUAUUAGCCAAACAGAGGUGUCUAGCGCUGGUACGCCAAAUUGUAAACUGGAAACGAACAGCAAAGAUACGCCCGUACAAAAUAAUUGUGUUAAGAAAAAUAUAUGCGAUGGGGCAAAUCGGACGCCAAUCAAACGCAUCGAAAAAAGCAUAAGCCAUAAUUAUAUACAAACGAAAUCAAGCCCAGAAAAAGAGAUAUUGAACAUUAUUUAUGGUCAUUUGCCUUGUACACCGCCAAAGAAAUAUACACGCCGACAUCUUAAACGUACCGUAUCGACACGAGACGAUUCACCACAACCGACUGCACCAUCGGCAAAACGUAAACUAUAUUCGCGAAGCGAUUGCCAUCGACCAUCGUAUAUUAAUGGCUUCGAACAAUUGGAUAUCUUAACACAUCUUCAUGAACGCAAAGUGGUCGAUGCAAUUGGAAUGAUUCUCGAAUACUUACCCGGUGAAAGUCUUCUGGCAGCCCAUUCCGUAUGUAAAUCAUGGCGAAAAUUAAUCGAUGAAAAUCCAAAGAAUUUAACACGAUGCCGUGAAUUCGCAAAUCAAAUGCAAAUGCAUAAAGAAAAUAUCAACAUUGAUGGAGCUAAGAUGGUUAUCAACAACAAUAGCAAUAAUAAAAAUCGAAACAUCCAACCAUUGCAUCAACACAAUCCAAAUUGUGACACUGUCGAAAAACCGGUACCGGUCAGCCCAACUACACGGCGAUUCAAAGAACAUCAAAGCAUUAUCAGUAAAUUGAAGCCGAAUCAAGGAGCUCUUCACUGUCCUCUAUGUAAUGGAAUCAGCAUUGUUUAUCCAGAAACUAAAAAUGAUGCCAAACCACAACGCAAAAGCCCACGCCGACAUGGACACAACAAAUCGUCACUAUCGGUGAAGGGAAAUACAACAAAAACUAAAAUGAACAAUGGUCUCACAAAAAGUGUUGUUAGCGAAUAUGCUAAGUGUUCAAAGGUGUCCUGUCGUUUUGAAUUUUGUACAAAUUGUAAGGGCUACCGUCACAUUGAUGAAAAAUGUACAAUACGUCCGCUUGGAUCUUCACCAAAAAGCGAUGAGGAUUCACCGUACAAACACGAAGAAAUUAUCACCAAACGUCCACUCCGUCGAUUGGGUCGCUUGGUGUUUUGAGGUCAAUUCGGACCAAUACAAAACUUCUAUACUUAAGAAUCUCGCACAAGCAUACGCCUCAACAAUUUCAUAUUUUUAUCGUAAAAUUUAAAAAAAAAGCACAAAAAAAUCAAUUAAAAUCCCAUAAAAUGAAAAAAAAAAACACCAAAUACUCUUCAAAAAAAAUCCCAUAGAAUAUCAAAUCAAAUCAUCAGAUUACAUGUGACAACCUAAUUAAAAAUAU
Messenger RNA from Contarinia nasturtii (swede midge), 2921 nucleotides. RefSeq lists its product as uncharacterized. NCBI's taxonomy places the organism in Eukaryota, Metazoa, Arthropoda, Insecta, Diptera, Cecidomyiidae. The record is from RefSeq and is a predicted model, not a curated record. Gene Ontology annotation, biological process: negative regulation of meiotic nuclear division; regulation of mitotic nuclear division. The coding region runs from base 395 to 2698 and encodes 767 amino acids. Gene Ontology annotation, molecular function: protein binding. The transcript is spliced from 5 exons. Gene Ontology annotation, cellular component: nucleus.